AUGGCUUCUAAAUUAUCUACGAGAACUACAUUCAAGGAGUUUCGCGCUAUAGAGCCCUUCUAUACCGGCGGCGAGAUCACAACAGAUGAGACUGGGACAUUCUUGGCUUCGACCUUAGACGACGAAGACUGUUUGAUCGUCGAUCAGAGAUCAGCGAAACCUCUUUGUCGAAUUGAGGGUGAUGGCGAAGCCAUUACCAGCUUGGCGCUUACUCGUGGUGCUCAACACGUCGUUGUCUGCUCGAGGUCACUUUCGAUGAGAAUAUUUCAGCUUGCUCAUAGUGAUGGCGCUGUUACAGCUGAACUACUGCGAACACUCAAGCCUCAUGCAACGCCAGUCGUCGCAUCUACUGUUGAUUCGACGGGAACGUUGCUGGCCACAGGUGGUGCCGAUGGUAUCGUCAAAAUCUGGGAUAUACGCGGUGGCUACUGUUCUCACACUUUCCAUGGUCAUGGCGGGGUUAUCACCGCGCUUGAGAUCUUCGACUCAAAGUCCGCCCGACAGGAUACUUCAGCGAAGAAGCGUAAGUCUGGUCAAGUGAAUGGUUCAUCUCAAACAAACUCGAUCUUUUUGGCUUCGAGCGCUGAGGACGGUCGAAUUAAGGUUCAUAACCUCGGUACACGCCAGCAGGUUGCAGCUUUGGACUCGCACGUCAGUGUCGUUCGAGCUUGCAAGUUCUCCCCUGACCAAGAUCUGCUGGUCUCCGCAAGCAGAGAUCGGACGAUAGUCUUAUGGGACGUAAAGACAUGGACUGCCAAGCGAGUCUUGACUGCCACAGAAGAAAUAGAAGCUGCGGGCUUCAUGUCAGGAGGCGGAUACCUCUAUGCUGGUGGAGAGCAAGGACGUGUCCGAUUAUGGUCUACUUCCAGCGGGCAAGAGCUUCAAACAGCUCCUGGCCGUGGCCUGGAGAAUGAGAGCAUAACUACUAUCCUGUCGAUACCUGGACAAUACUCGCUCCUCGCUGUGCGUAAUAACCAAGUAUUAGAGCUUCUCUCUUAUCAAUCCCUCGAGCAGAGGAUACACGAUGGUGAAGCAGCACUCGUUUCUACUAGGACGUUCUCUGGAAACCACGACGAAGUGAUUGAUAUCGCUUGCAUCGAUGCGUCGCUAUUAGCAAUUGCAGACAACACUGAGACUGUUAAGAUACUCUCGACUGCUGCGGACAGGGAAUCGAAUGAUAGUCCUGACUUUGGAAGUAACGUUUCAAGCCUGGAAGGACAUACAGACGUGGUCAUUUGUAUGGACGUUGAUGCGCAAGGACAAUGGUUCGCAACUGGUUCCAAGGACAACACAGCACGCAUCUGGCAUAGAGAAGCCAAACAGACAAAGUUCAGCUGUUUUGCAACACUUGCCGGUCACACAGCGUCGAUUGGAGCCAUCGGCUUUCCCAAGAUUGCUAGCAAGUAUCACAUACCACCAUUUCUCGUCACAGGAUCUGAGGAUAAGACAGUCAAAAAAUGGGAUUUAUCGAAGCUUCAACCCAAGCUUCCUACCACUCCACAUGCUAUUGCUAAGGCAGUCUUUACAAGAGUUGCACAUGAAAAAGACAUCAACGCAAUUGAUCUUUCGCCAACAGAACCGCUGUUCGCAUCAGCAUCGCAAGAUCGUACAAUCAAGAUAUGGUCUACCGACGACGGUUCGACUACGGCAAUACUCAAAGGCCACAAGCGAGGCGUCUGGUCAGUACGAUUCUCACCAGCAGGAACACCCGCACUCAGUCUAUCUGAAGGAGGAUCGUCAGGUAAUCGUGGCCUGCUCGUGAGUGGGUCGGGAGACAACACCGUCAAAGUAUGGUCGCUAAAUACCUAUACCUGCCUUCUUACCUUCGAGGGACAUCAAAACUCUGUGCUGAAAGUGCUGUGGCUACCACCACCUUCAACGGGAGACUCGGAUGAUUCUCGACAAUCGCACCAGAACAAGCCGAUGAUUGCUUCAGCAUCCUCGGAUACGCUCAUCAAGUUGUGGUCACCUUAUGCCUCAGCAGACGCCGACCAUCUCCUGACAACUCUAGAUGGUCAUACAGAUAGAGUUUGGUCGCUUGCCGCACCUCUAUCUGUCACCAAUCGAACUCCAGAGUCCGAAAAGGCUAGGAAAGCAGCUCCUUACAGCCUUAUCUCUGGUGCGGCAGAUGCAAAAAUCGCUUUUUGGACAGACACAACUGCCACAACAGCAAUUGAAACUACGAAAGCUUUAACGGAACGUGUUGAGCAAGACCAAAUGCUGCAGAACCAUAUCCUUGCUCGACACUACAAAGAAGGAAUUACGUUAUCUCUUGCACUAAAUCAUCCAGGUCGACUGCUUCGAAUUUUCGAGGACGUGGUCAAUUUGCCUGAAACGGAGCGUGAGCCAGGCACGUACAUGGGAGUACAAGUCGUAGACGAUGUUAUUGGUGGCUUGAAUCAAGAACAGCUCUACAAGUUAUUGGAGCGAAUCAGAGACUGGAACACGAAUGCACGAACGGCGACAGUGGCACAGAAAGUGCUCAACUGCUUGCUGAGGAAGUAUCCGCAGGGUCUGUGGACCGACAUGGCACGAGACAGAGAGGUCCUAAAACUGGCAAGGAGUUCAAGGGCAAAGGGCACUGCUGGUGGUAAUGCCAUGAAAGACUUAUUCAGAGCGCUCGAAGCGUAUACGGAACGACACUACAAGAGGAUCGAGGAGCUGAUAGAUGAGAGUUAUCUGUUGGAGUAUACAUUGAGGGAGAUGGACGAAAUUGGAGGCACGACUGUCACUCAGAACGGCACGUCUAGCACGAGUAAAGAUAUGAUCAUGAUUUGA
Molecule: messenger RNA, 2778 nt
Organism: Lithohypha guttulata
Lineage: Eukaryota; Fungi; Ascomycota; Eurotiomycetes; Chaetothyriales; Trichomeriaceae
Gene: utp13
Product: U3 small nucleolar RNA-associated protein 13
Exons: 1
Coding region: 1-2778 (925 amino acids)
Biological process (GO): endonucleolytic cleavage to generate mature 5'-end of SSU-rRNA from (SSU-rRNA, 5.8S rRNA, LSU-rRNA); endonucleolytic cleavage in 5'-ETS of tricistronic rRNA transcript (SSU-rRNA, 5.8S rRNA, LSU-rRNA)
Cellular component (GO): nucleolus; small-subunit processome; 90S preribosome
Molecular function (GO): protein binding; U3 snoRNA binding
Source: RefSeq, a predicted model, not a curated record